UCAUUCAUUCUGUGCCUAACCACCUGCUUCCACUGCAGACACACGCUCACAGCGAGGACGCGUCUCUCACCCACAGCAGCUGGAAGGAUGUCUGGCAUCACUGGGAAUUUGGAUUCCGAGGAUUAUUUAUCUUCCGCACAUCUGGCCAACAGCACGGACAUUCAUCUGGAAUCCGCCGUGGAUGAGGACGAUGAACUUCUGAGAUACAUCUGGAGAGAGUACUUGCACCCCAAGCAGUACGAAUGGGUUCUCAUUGUGGCUUACAUUAUUGUGUUCUUCGUUUCACUCAUUGGAAACUCGCUUGUUUGUUUCGCAGUGUGGAAAAACCGUCACAUGCGCACCGUGACCAACUAUUUCAUAGUGAAUCUGUCUUUUGCCGACGUCUUGGUCACCAUCAUCUGCCUGCCUGCGAGUCUUGUGGUGGACAUCACAGAGACAUGGUUCUUUGGAAACACUCUUUGCAAAGUUGUGCCUUAUCUGCAGACAAUCUCAGUUUCGGUGUCAGUCCUGACACUGAGUUGCAUAGCCCAAGAUCGUUGGUAUGCUAUCUGCCACCCACUGAUGUUCAAGAGCACGGCCAAGAGGGCUCGCAGGAGUAUUGUUAUCAUCUGGAUUGUCUCAUGCAUCAUCAUGAUUCCGCAGGCUAUUGUGAUGGAGUGCAGCAGUUUGUUGCCUGAACUUACAAACAAGACCAGCCUGUUCACAGUGUGUGAUGAACACUGGGGAGCUGAGAUCUAUCCAAAGGUGUAUCACACCUGUUUCUUCAUCGUCACCUACUUUGCACCACUAUGUCUCAUGGUCCUGGCUUACAUCCAGAUAUGUCACAAGCUGUGGUGUCACCAGAUUCCUGGAAGCACAUCAGUGAUGCAGAGGAAGUGGAGAUCCAUCCAGUGCUCAGCUCCAGUCUCAGGCCCAGGGGAGCCGGUCAGGGUGAGGACCAGCACAGUUUGUGCCGAGAUCAAACAGGUUCGAGCGAGGCGCAAAACAGCUCGGAUGCUGAUGGUGGUGCUGUUUGUUUUCGCCCUGUGCUACCUGCCCAUCAGUGUGUUGAACGUCAUGAAAAGAGUCGUUGGGACUUUCAAGAACACCGACAGAGAAACAGUGUACGCAUGGUUCAUUUUCUCACAUUGGCUCAUAUAUGCCAACAGUGCGGCAAAUCCCAUCAUCUACAAUUUUCUCAGCGGGAAAUUUCGUGGGGAGUUCAAAGCAGCGUUUUCCUGCUGCUGUCACAGCCGAGGCCAAAAUGAAACAAAGAGGAUAAGGACGAGAACGAGCACAGAUAGCCGAAAGUCUCUGUCCACACAAGUGAACAACAUGGACAGUGUGUCAGGCAUUUCAGAUCAAAUAGUAUAGUCUUAUAAUUCACACGGGGGGAUUUUUCUACAUCGAGGUUCAAAUUCA
This is a messenger RNA of Solea solea (common sole), 1401 nucleotides long. It is a transcript of the gene hcrtr2, whose product is annotated as hypocretin (orexin) receptor 2. The transcript has 7 exons. Gene Ontology annotation, biological process: circadian sleep/wake cycle process; G protein-coupled receptor signaling pathway; feeding behavior. Lineage: Eukaryota; Metazoa; Chordata; Actinopteri; Pleuronectiformes; Soleidae. Gene Ontology annotation, molecular function: orexin receptor activity. Gene Ontology annotation, cellular component: membrane. The record is from RefSeq and is a predicted model, not a curated record. Bases 88 to 1353 code for a protein of 421 amino acids.